GCAUUCUGACUUAAAUGCUCGAGCGUUGCACAAGUAGGUGACAGGGAUUUGUUCGAUAGUUGGGAACCAUAUUUCCAAUGUGAACACAAAACGUCUGCUGAUAUGGUCUCCGAAUUCAAGCCGAGAGAUCUCAGUUUUACAGCGAUAAAAAACUUCAUUCUUCGUAAGAAGCCCACAGAAGUCGAUGAAACCAUUGAACCGAAGGAGAACGGUGAACUCAAGUCUGUUUUAGCCGAGCAGACCGAGGCAGAGCCUGAGCGAGAGACCUGGACCGGAAAGCUUGACUUCCUUCUCUCCUGCAUUGGCUAUGCUGUUGGACUUGGUAAUGUCUGGAGGUUCCCUUACCUAUGUUAUAGGAAUGGCGGUGGAGCAUUCCUCAUCCCGUACGUUAUCAUGUUGGCGUUUGCCGGGCUUCCGCUCUUCUUCAUGGAGCUGGUCCUCGGCCAGUUUGCUUCGCUUGGUGCCAUCACAAUAUGGAGGAUCUCGCCCAUAUUCAAAGGUUUAGGCUACGGGAUGCUCGUGGUCACGUUCCUGACAUGCAUCUACUACAAUGUGAUCAUCACCUACACCAUCUUCUACCUAUUCUCCUCCUUUGCCGCUGAGGUGCCCUGGGCGAGCUGUGACAAUACUUGGAACACGGAACUAUGCUACCGGUCAGAGACAAUAGAAAGGGAUGAAAAGGGAGACGCCCUCAAUCAGACAGAGUGCGUAAACAGCACAUCUGCGGACGGUGUGACAUCAUUUUUAAAUUGUACCGUUUUGCCGGCAGUGAACUUGACAGGAAGAACGUCGCCAAGUUUAGAGUACUGGCACCGUUACGUACUUGAGAUCUCCGAUGGCAUCGGCGAGAUGGGUUCAGUCAGCUGGAAGUUGGCGCUCUGUCUCCUGCUGGCCUGGAUUAUUGUGUUCGCGUGUCUGUGUAAAGGGGUCAAGUCAUCCGGGAAGGUGGUUUACUUCACAGCCACCUUUCCCUAUGUUGUCUUGGUGAUCCUCCUCAUCCGGGGCGUCACGCUGCCAGGAUCAGCUGAAGGUGUCCUGUUCUACGUCAGACCUGACUUUGAAAAGUUGAAAAAUGCCAAGGUAUGGGGUGAUGCAGCCGUCCAAAUCUUCUACUCACUAGGGCCAGCAUGGGGAGGACUCAUUACCAUGGCAUCGUACAACAAAUUUAAUAACAAUUGCUACAGGGACGCCAUCAUCGUCGCCGUGUGUAACUGUGGAACAAGUGUGUUUGCCGGUUUUGCCAUUUUCUCCGUGAUAGGGUUUAUGGCCUACAGCGUGCAGCAGCCGGUAGCGACAGUGGCGGACUCGGGUCCAGGCCUGGCAUUUGUCGCCUAUCCGGAGGGUAUCUCACGGAUGCCAGUAGCUCCACUCUGGGGGAUCCUUUUCUUCUUCAUGCUGAUUACUCUUGGUUUGGACAGCCAGUUCACCAUGAUGGAAACUAUCAUCAGUGCAGUCGUUGAUGAAUACCCACGACAACUCCGUCCAAUUAAAACCUGGAUCACACUUGGACUAUGUGUGUUGAUGUUCCUACUGGGACUUCCUCUCGUUACCAACGCAGGCAUUUACUACUUGACCCUCAUCGAUUGGUAUGCUGGUGGUUUAUCUCUCAUGCUUAUUGGUUUACUCGAGACAUUCGUAGUUAGUUGGAUUUACGGCUUUCCCCGUUUCCUCGAAGAUAUCAAGAUGAUGAUAGGCUUCAAGCCGAACUAUUACUGGGUGGCUUGUUGGACCGUGCUUACUCCGGGCCUUAUUGUGUUCAUCAUCAUAUUUUCGAUGUCUAACUACGUGCCAGUGAACUAUGCAGACUACAAGUACCCGGGCUGGGCGGAGGCGUUAGGCUGGCUGAUGUCCGCGUCCUCCAUCAUAUGUAUACCCAUCCUCAUGAUAGUACAGUUUGUCAAACACGUGCGGACCUGGGAGAAUUUCAAAGCACUGUUCCAACUUCCAUUAACCGGGCGAACCUUCUGGGCUCUGGCGGGUCCGACUUCAGAAUGGGGACCUGCCGGGGCGGAAUAUAGGCAUAAGGAUGCUGGCACCAUCGCGAUGGAGGAGCGUAUAAGACGGAAGGAGAGCCAAGCAUACGAGAAUACCUGUGACUUGGCUUAUGAAUCGAACAUUUGAGAAAGUGAUACCCGGCCGAUCACUGCCUGACGAAUUUUUUUCAUUUCAACUGCCUGACACGAGUAGUAGAAGGCCAAAUAAUUGUCCAUCGUAUAUGGAUGAGAUGCAGAAGUCCUUAGUCAUCUAAUUCGGGGAUGGCAUGAUGGAGUUUGCAUGUGGUAAAUGGUAUAAAUACCUAUGUAUAAUGCAAAUAGUCCAGUUCCGUCCGCAUCUUAAUUCGCAAGACUGACUUUUAGUAAACUUUGUCAAUUUUAUUUUUGUACCUUUUAUAAUGUUUUAUGUACAAAUUUGCGUAAUAAAAGUAGUAGUUUAUCA
Lineus longissimus is the source of this 2436-nucleotide messenger RNA. RefSeq names its product sodium- and chloride-dependent glycine transporter 1-like. Bases 103 to 2121 code for a protein of 672 amino acids. Gene Ontology annotation, cellular component: plasma membrane. Lineage: Eukaryota; Metazoa; Nemertea; Pilidiophora; Heteronemertea; Lineidae. Gene Ontology annotation, biological process: sodium ion transmembrane transport. The transcript has 15 exons. The record is from RefSeq and is a predicted model, not a curated record. Gene Ontology annotation, molecular function: L-proline transmembrane transporter activity.